AGAUCAAUGGCCAAUCCCUACGCAUAGCGCCAAGUUCCUCUCACAGCGUCAAAAACAUGGCGGAGAACGACGCAGAAAUUGCAUUCAAAAAGGACACAGUAAGCAAACUUUUGUCAGGUUUCUUCACAGAGGACAAAACCAGACUAAGCGGUGACGCUGCGCUGCUCAUGGCAGAGAUGCUCAAAGUGUUUGUCCAAGAGGCUGCUGUGAGAUCACAGAAACAAGCUGAAUCUGAAGACUGUGAACAAGUGGACAUUGAGCACUUUGAAAAGAUCCUACCCCAGCUGCUGCUGGACUUCUAGCACAGUGAUGCCACAAGAUGGAGCCAGAGUAUCGCCUGCGUGUUCCUUCUGAAAUGGUUUAACUUCAGUUCUUACACCCACAAGUUUAGUUUAACUGAUGUUUAGAUUUUCUGUAUAACUGCAAUUAAAUAAUCACUUAAAUCUGAGAUACAUUACAUUAAGAUUCUCAUUCUGUCUGUAUUGGAGUUGUUAGAUUUUUAAGUGGAAAGCAGCCUCACGCCUCCCUGCCACCCCCAAUAAGGCCCACCUGUGCUCCUCCGUGCAACAACAGGUGCUUCCAACAUGCUCCAUGGCGCCCUUCAUCAAAGCCUCCUGGAGCAGUUGGAAGCAAUUAGAGUAAUAAGGGGAGCAGCCAGUCCCUUAGAUGAUGACAAGUGCCAGGAAAAAAGGAGUACCCCCUUCGGCCACUUUGAAGUUCCCUUUUGCUGUCCUGCGAUGUUUAGUUAGAGGUGGGGGGAAGGGCAAAGGGGACCUCUGGCACAGGGGGGGAAAGUUGAAUGGUAGUGUGCGUGCACGAAUGUGUGCAUGUCUUAGCCAAACAUGGCCAGAGACCACACGCAUAGAUAUUCUGUUUGAAAGGAAACAUAACAAAACACAUUGGAACAUGGUCCAAGAAGAGCAGGGUGUAAUUCUGAAGGUAAAUAAACAAAAGAGGUGAGUAGUAGAGGUGCUUUCUCUCCUUUCAUCACAGCAGAGGGGGAAGUUGGGGCUGUAAGGGCGAUGUUAAUGUGGGGUUUUCUAACCCAAGUGCCUCUGAUGGUUUUCCACCAGUGGUGUAUUUGACCAGCGUGUCUUCACUAUGAGUCAGCAUAGCUGCACAACACCUCACACUAUUUUUUUGUGUGGCUCUUGGGUGACUCACUACACUGACAAAUGCUGCUCACAUACAGCUGGAAGCAACUUGGGCUAAAGUCAAGAGUCCAGGCUUGGAUAGGUGCUCAAGGACGCGGCACCUGGAAUUUGACCCGGCACCUUUUUAGUAGGGCCCAGACUGGAUUUGUGUUUCCCAGGAGUAACUUCCACAGCAGGGCUUCAGGAGAAGGUGUGUUUGGUUGAGUGAUGUUUAGUUUAAUGAUGCUCUGAGGACCAUUAGGGCGCAUUUACUUUGUGAAGUAAAUAAUUUGUUGGGUUAGAAAUCACUGUCAUUCAUAGCAGCAAGUCCUGCCCUCUAGUUCUGAGUAGUACAAUACCCUUACGUGCCAACGCUUUGACAACCUACUCAUUCAGAUGAAAUGUUGCAAGCAAAUUUUUAUUACAAGAUAUGAAGCCAAAUGAUCUUGCUAAAAAGUACAACAUGAAUACCAUGGUAAGAAACAACUGUGUAAGGUGUAGUACUGUAUAUUGUAGUAGUAUGACUUCACCGUCAGUCCUUGCAGAUGAAAUAAAAACAAUUCUUUUGGA
Micropterus dolomieu (smallmouth bass) is the source of this 1703-nucleotide messenger RNA. It is a transcript of the gene cenpx, whose product is annotated as centromere protein X. The record is from RefSeq and is a predicted model, not a curated record. Gene Ontology annotation, molecular function: protein heterodimerization activity. NCBI's taxonomy places the organism in Eukaryota, Metazoa, Chordata, Actinopteri, Centrarchiformes, Centrarchidae. Gene Ontology annotation, cellular component: Fanconi anaemia nuclear complex; FANCM-MHF complex. Gene Ontology annotation, biological process: replication fork processing; resolution of meiotic recombination intermediates; DNA repair. Bases 57 to 302 code for a protein of 81 amino acids. The transcript has 5 exons.